AUGCAGUUCACUUUCCAGUGACAUCCAUGCUGCGGUUGUUUUUAUCCUGUUGUUGAUACCUGGCUACCUCUUGUCAACUAGUACCGGCCAAAUAAAGGUCUGUUAGAGGAAUAGUGGCUGUAAUUUAAAAAUAUAUAUAUAUAUAUAUUUGAGGACUAUUAUUUGAACUUAACAAGGUUCACGUGUUUUUGGUGAGUUUUUAGCCAUGUUGUCCUCGGUUCCCCCGCGGAUCUUCAUGCGAAGGUCGCGUAGCCUUUCGCCGUGCCGCGUGUUCCAGACUAACACCAAGGACCCCGCAAGGAACCACAUCACCCUCGAGAAUGCGGAGGUCAACCGCAACCCCAUCGUUUCCACCUCCAGGGUCUCCCGUAGAGGUAUUCUGAGGGAGGAUGUAAAAGCUUUGAGUGUGAGUCCGGCAGUGCAGUACCACCAUCUGGCCCCCAAGUGGCUGUCUAACCUCCAGGAUCGUAGGAGUUCCUGGGCUUCUCUGGCUUCAAAGGGGUGCAACAACAACCAGUACUGGGAGCAGAGCGGGGAAAAGACCGAGGGAGAGAGCGGGAACAAGCGCUCGUAUGGACUGGCUUGUGCAGGUGUACUGUCCGCUGCAGCCGUUGCCUUCUGUCUCAAGAAAGACUCUGAUACUAAAGGUGAUGCACUUUUGGAGGCAGCAAGGACGAACAACUCUCAAGAUGUGGCAAGGUUGCUGGCCGAAGGGGUGGAGCCUAACCAUCGGCACCGUUUGGGCUGGACCGCUCUGAUGGUGGCAGCUAUGAACCGCCAACACAGCGUGGUGAAGGUUCUGCUGGAGUCCGGUGCCGACCCCAACGCAGGAGACCACUUCAACAACGUCUACGACACUUCCAGGGAGAAGGGCAUCCACUCCCUAGAAGUGCUGGUCUCCAGGGAGGAUGAGUUCAGCAGCAGACUAAGCAGCCGGGCUGGUUUCCGUGGUUGCACAGCCCUCCACUACGCCACGCUGGCUGACGACCCUGUAACCGUACGCAUGUUGCUGGAGAAAGGUGCCAACCCCCUGCAGACCAAUGCCUUGGGACACACGGCCAGAGCCUACGCCAAAGAGGGAGAGCUGCACACCCUCCUGCAGGAGUGGGAGGGGAAGUUCCAGGAGGUUCAGGCAAAGCGAGAGGCAGAGGAGAGGAGGCGUUUUCCACUGGAGAGAAGACUGAAGGAGCACAUCAUUGGCCAGGAGGGGGCCAUCAACACUGUGGCUUCAGCGAUCAGGAGGAAGGAGAAUGGCUGGUAUGACGAAGAACAUCCCCUGGUCUUCCUCUUCCUCGGCUCCUCUGGAAUCGGUAACUCCUCCCCCCAUCCCUGGCUCUUCCCGUUCGUACCACUCGGCUAUAAAGCAAGACUGAGCUGGCCAAACAGGUGGCUCGUUACAUGCACAAGGACGUCAAAAAGGGCUUCAUCCGCAUGGACAUGUCCGAAUUUCAGGAGAAGCACGAGGUGUGACAUCAUCGGUGGCCCUUUCCCCCAAAAGGGGGAAUGUCCCUGUGCUGUAGGAUACGCUACGGACCACAGCCUGUGUCCCUGUGCUGUAGGAUACGCUACGGACCACAGCCUGUGUCCCUGUGCUGUAGGAUACGCUACGGACCACAGCCUGUGUCCCUGUGCUGUAGGAUACGCUACGGACCACAGCCUGUGUCCCUGUGCUGUAGGAUACACUACGGACCACAGCCUGUGUCCCUGUGCUGUAGGAUACGAUACGGACCACAGCCUGUGUCCCUGUGCUGUAGGAUACGAUACGGACCACAGCCUGUGUCCCUGUGCUGUAGGAUACGCUACGGACCACAGCCUGUGUCCCUGUGCUGUAGGAUACGAUAUGGACCACAGCCUGUGUCCCUGUGCUGUAGGAUACGCUACGGACCACAGCCUGUGUUGAUCACUUAGGUCUUCAUUAUGAUACUUUCCCAUCAGCACUGUCACCAACUGUUUAGCUUUGGGCUAAAAAACCUUGCACUCUACGACUCGUCUCCCACAGUUGAGUUUAAAGAGGCUUGUCCGGGUACCUACAGAAAUUCAGAAGCGAGGAACAUCUCGUUCUUCUUUAUGGGCUUCUAAACAUGUUUUUGUAUCAAAGGAUUGAAAUUCGACAUAUUUCGUCUUCAGUUGCUUGAGCUCAUCUUUCUCAUGCAGUUUAACUGUAUGUCCUCUUUGUCCACAUUUCAAAUGAAAGUGCUUUAAUAGCACAAGUAUUUGUUCACACUGCUUAAGCAAUUGGAAAAUUAAAAGUAAGAUAAAAUUUAAAUAAUAAAUACAAUUUGAACAUUUUCAAAUGGAUACAUAUUACCUAUACAUAACAUCUGUGUAAUGAAAGUCGAAAUAACGGGAAACUGAAGAGAUACAUCUUGAUUGUGUUUAUUAAGACUUGUUCUGGUAUUUCUAAGCAUCAUUGCACAUGAUGGUGUGGAAAGACAGAGAGUUUUUGCCAAAUCAGUAGGUCGGACUCGAACCCACACCGCAGUGGUCCACAUGAACCAGAGACCCCACCGACAAUGUUUUCAAAUUCUUUGUGAUUUGCAUGAUAUGAGGGAAAUAUGACUGUGCCUUCAACCCUAUCCACCACUCCUCUCUAGGUGGCCAAGUUCAUAGGUUCUCCUCCAGGUUACGUGGGUCACGAGGAAGGAGGUCAACUGACUAAAAAGUUGAAGGCGUGUCCCAACGCUGUGGUUUUAUUUGACGAGGUGGAC
Messenger RNA from Esox lucius (northern pike), 2708 nucleotides. It is a transcript of the gene clpb, whose product is annotated as caseinolytic mitochondrial matrix peptidase chaperone subunit B. Bases 206 to 1900 code for a protein of 564 amino acids. Gene Ontology annotation, cellular component: cytoplasm; mitochondrion; nucleus. NCBI's taxonomy places the organism in Eukaryota, Metazoa, Chordata, Actinopteri, Esociformes, Esocidae. Gene Ontology annotation, molecular function: protein binding; ATP binding; ATP hydrolysis activity. Gene Ontology annotation, biological process: cellular response to heat. The transcript has 10 exons. The record is from RefSeq and is a predicted model, not a curated record.